CAAAAACAACCAGAGGCUGCUCUGCUUGAGGGUGAAGCCGCCUCCCAGUUUUCCCUCCCCCUCUGCCCCCACCCCCAUAGUUCUCUCCACCAGGUCCAGUGACAAUUGGAUGAUGCAGCCUUGAUAAUCAUCCGAUUCCAGAAUGGGUGGCUGCAUUCCUUUUCUGAAGGCAGCAAGGGCACUGUGCCCCAGAAUCAUGCCCCCUUUGCUGUUGUUGUCCGCCUUCAUUUUUUUAGUGAGUGUCUUGGGAGGAGCCCCAGGACACAACUCCGACCGCAAGACGAAGAUGGUAUCAAUACACAGCCUCUCCGAGCUGGAGCGUCUGAAGCUGCAAGAGACUGCUUACCACGAACUCGUGGCCAGACAUUUCCUCUCCGAAUUCAAACCUGACAGAGCUCUACCUAUUGACCGUCCGAACACCUUGGAUAAGUGGUUUCUGAUUUUGAGAGGACAACAGAGGGCUGUAUCACUCAAGACAUUUGGCAUUCGCCUGGAAGAGGUCCUGGUGAACGAGUUUACCCGCCGCAAGCAUCUUGAACUGACAGCCGCGAUGCAGGUUGAAGAAGCCACCGGUCAGGCUGCGGGCCGUCGUCGGGGAAACGUGGUGCAAAGGGUGUUUGGCCGCAUCCGGCGCUUUUUCAGUCGCAGGCGGAAUGAGCCCACCUUGCCCCGGGAGUUCACUCGCCGUGGGCGUCGAGGUGCAGUGUCUGUGGAUAGCCUGGCUGAGCUGGAAGACGGAGCCCUGCUGCUGCAGACCCUGCAGCUUUCAAAAAUUUCCUUUCCAAUUGGCCAACGACUUCUGGGAUCCAAAAGGAAGAUGAGUCUCAAUCCGAUUGCGAAACAAAUCCCCCAGGUUGUUGAGGCUUGCUGCCAAUUCAUUGAAAAACAUGGCUUAAGCACGGUGGGGAUUUUUACCCUUGAAUACUCCGUGCAGCGAGUGCGUCAGCUCCGUGAAGAAUUUGAUCAAGGUCUGGAUGUAGUACUGGAUGACAAUCAGAAUGUGCAUGAUGUGGCUGCACUCCUCAAGGAGUUUUUCCGUGACAUGAAGGACUCUCUGCUGCCAGAUGAUCUGUACAUGUCAUUCCUCCUGACAGCAACUUUAAAGCCCCAGGAUCAGCUUUCUGCCCUGCAGUUGCUGGUCUACCUGAUGCCACCCUGCCACAGUGAUACCCUGGAGCGUCUGCUGAAGGCCCUGCAUAAAAUCACUGAGAACUGCGAGGACUCAAUUGGCAUUGAUGGACAGUUGGUCCCAGGCAACCGUAUGACUUCCACUAACUUGGCCUUGGUGUUUGGAUCUGCUCUCCUGAAAAAGGGAAAGUUUGGCAAGAGAGAGUCCAGGAAAACAAAGCUGGGGAUUGAUCACUAUGUUGCUUCUGUCAAUGUGGUCCGCGCCAUGAUUGAUAACUGGGAUGUCCUCUUCCAGGUGCCUCCCCAUAUUCAGAGGCAGGUUGCUAAGCGUGUGUGGAAGUCCAGCCCGGAAGCGCUUGAUUUUAUCAGACGCAGGAACUUGAGGAAGAUCCAGAGUGCACGCAUAAAGAUGGAAGAGGAUGCACUACUUUCUGAUCCAGUGGAAACCUCUGCUGAAGCCCGGGCUGCUGUCCUUGCUCAAAGCAAGCCUUUUGAUGAAGGUUCCUCUGAGGAGCCAGCUGUGCCUCCCAGCACUGCCCAUUCCCAUGACGAUGAGGAAGGAGCGGGUAACCCUCCCAUUCUGGAGCAAGACCGCCCAUUGCUCCGUGUGCCCCGGGAGAAGGAGGCCAAAACUGGCGUCAGCUACUUCUUUCCUUAGAUGUUUUUCCUUCUAUCAGGUGCCAGACAGGGGAAAAGGGUGGGGGUAGAUCUGGGAUGUCACAGGAAACAUUAAGGAGAGAGUUGAAGGUAAAGAUCUGAAGGUAAGAAGGAGUUCCACCUGAUGCUCGGGUCAGGAUGAGAAUUCCAAACACACUGCCAGCCUCUUCACUGGGGAUGCUUGGUCUCUUCUGCUGGUAAAAGCAGAGAUGUUUCUGUGUCAUGCCCAAGCUCCCCGGUGCUACCUUGCCUUUCCUUUUACCCCUGAUCUUGGCUUUCUCUCUCUCUCUGCAGACUUUCCUUUAAUUGAUGUGACAUUUGUGGUAAACACCUUUCCCAGGGAACCUCACAAAUCUUGAGAUGCUUUCCCUUCCCCAAAUGGGAUUGCAUGAUUUCCCUGACUUUCCUACCCUCCUCCAGAGAGCUCAGUUGGAAAGGCCGUCAAGACGCAUGCUAGAAUGUUAGGUCAGCCUACUGACAGCUGACAAACAAUGCGAAAUCAUGUCACACCAGCUCAUAGCCAUGUCCCUGCAGCAACUCCACCACCUUAGGAUUUCCCCCUCCAAAUUAUUCAGACCAAUGGCUCGCCAAAUGGCCUCUCCCAAAAUUCUGUGCAGUUUUGCUCAGGUCACGCCAACAGGGAAACCUCAAGUGUAGAUCUAAUUAGUGUUUCCGGGAUCCAAAGUUAGAGGAAAAAUUAGAUUUUAUUGCCUGGAUCUGCUUUAAAGACAAUUGGUGUUUACACCCUGUUGUCAGCAAAACAGCUAGUUAGAUAAGGACACAUAGUUCCAAGUAGGUAAAGUCACCUGAUUACAAAUGUUCUUAACUAUCGUCUCUGUAAUUCCUUUAUACAGGACAGUACAAAAUUGUGGGACAUGCUCUGGUAACACACAGAUAUGGGUUGCGUAUGACAUCCACAAUUACAGCUGAUAUUAUGGGUAACAACUGCUAAGGUCCAUAGAAUGAAGAAUGUAUUGUAUUGAGGGAUAGAAAUUGAUCAUUUAAUGGAUAACAACUGCUGAGCUCAAAGAUUUGUGAUUGUUAAAACUUCUCUGGCAUUUAAUCAUUAAUAAACAUCUGUAUUGUGACAGCAGCAUA
Symphalangus syndactylus (siamang) is the source of this 2883-nucleotide messenger RNA. It is a transcript of the gene ARHGAP36, whose product is annotated as Rho GTPase activating protein 36. The record is from RefSeq and is a predicted model, not a curated record. Lineage: Eukaryota; Metazoa; Chordata; Mammalia; Primates; Hylobatidae. Gene Ontology annotation, biological process: signal transduction.